This is a messenger RNA of Penicillium brasilianum, 357 nucleotides long. Lineage: Eukaryota; Fungi; Ascomycota; Eurotiomycetes; Eurotiales; Aspergillaceae. The record is from the annotation of a GenBank genome assembly.
AUGGCUGAAGAGGCGAUCAAUGUCUCGAAAUCUCUUUCCUACAACUGUGAUUUAGACAGUACAACUUCGGGGAUCUCUUUUGUACAAUCAUCGGAAGGAGACUAUGGCAUAGUCAGUGACGGCGACGAGUUCGUGGUUUCAGAGAGAGAACAUUCAGUCUACACGGAACGUUCAUCGGUCUACGACAAUGACCCAUUUGAGGAUCCUGACUCAGAGCCUGAGCGCGCAGCAGAAGCGGGCGAUAAAUAUCCGAUCGGUGCUAUUGCACAGCGUGUGACCAAUCGAGACGGUGUUCUAGUAACGCAAUUUCUACUACUCUGGCAGUCAUGGGAGGAUUCGAUCCCCGAAGGUUCAUAA